AUGGGGGUGGAGGCGGAGGCGGAAAUACUACACAUUUCCAGUUCGGAAAGUCCAAGUAGCGUUGAUGAAGCUUUACUGGACCAGAACCCGAGCCAUAUACCCACUGCGCCCCUUGCUCGGAUAGAAAUUGUUCUCCAGGCUCUUGCGCCCUCGAUUCGCCCCGAGUACGUCGACGUCCAGAGCAAGACUGUUGAACGCGUCAUAGAUCAGGUGGAGGAUACAGGUAAUUCCAGCCUGCGGUACCGAGUAGAAUUUCGGGAUGGACGACAUGACAUCAUCUCCUUUGACGACCUUAUUGGGCUUGACGGUGGCGUAGACGCACUGAAUCGCUACCAAUAUGACUCAAACUCCGACUCGAGCCCGCGGCCCGCGAAACGAAAGAGAGUGUUCAGCCAGGUUGACGAAGAGAACGGGGGACGCUCCAAGAUUUCGAAGAUUCCCAAGAUUCCCCAGGCUCGCUAG
Messenger RNA from Parascedosporium putredinis, 462 nucleotides. NCBI's taxonomy places the organism in Eukaryota, Fungi, Ascomycota, Sordariomycetes, Microascales, Microascaceae. The record is from the annotation of a GenBank genome assembly.